AACAACACAAACUAUGCUGUAUGACUGCAGUUGAUGACUAAACAGUCCUGUUUGACCUUAGUCGCGUGUAUGGGUAAUGAAUUCCAAUGAGCAGACUAUUCAUGGACUCAACCUAUUAAGUACUUAAGGCUGGAAAGUUUUGUAAUGCUGGCACAAGACAUCUACAGCAGCAUUCUGAAAUAAACGCCUCCACUUGCUGUGAAAAAUAAAAAUUCCAAUGAUGAUCAAAUGGUUGGGAAUCACGAUUGCGCUACUGCAUGCUGGAAAUUACGUGGAAGCCAGCGGCAAUCACGCAGAAUGCUGGACUAGAUGGUAUGAUCGUGACAACCCCAGUGGGGUUGGAGACUUUGAAAUUCUAAGUAGACUGCGCCUUGAAAACCCAAUGGAAAUCUGCCCUGUGCCGAUUCAAAUUGAGGCUCGGACUGUAUCUGGAGACAGCGUAAGUUCAACAGGCGAGACGAUCAAUGCAUUUGACACAACAACAGGAUUUAGCUGUGUAAAUGCUGACCAAGCAACUGGAGGUUGUUCAGAUUAUGAAGUUCGUUUUCAGUGCCCCCUUAACUUCUGCCCUCUUGAAGAAUGCUGGACUCCAUGGUUUGAUCGAGACAACCCCCUUGGUCAUGGAGAUUUUGAAACUCUUCCUGACCUGCACAAAGAGUAUCCUUGGGAGAUCUGCGACCAUCCAAUUAAAAUUGAGAUCACAACCACAUCUGGAGAUGAUGUUAGUUCAACGGGCGAUGUGAUUCUCGCAGCUGACACAGACGUAGGAUUUGUUUGUAGAAAUUGUGACCAGCCGUAUGGUAAUUGUACAGAUUAUCAAGUUCGUUUCUUGUGCCCCCUUGAGUUCUGCAAACCAAAAGUGUGCACGACUCCAUGGUACGACCAAGAUGACCCUACUGAUGCUGGAGACUUCGAGUUACUUCAGAAACUCCAAUUUGGAAACCCAAAUGAAAUCUGCCCAUUUCCGCUUGACAUUGAGGUCAAUACUGUCGCUGGAAAUAGUCUGUCUUCGACCGGGGAUGUCAUUGCUGUAGUGGAUGCAACUACUGGGUUUAUCUGUAAAAAUUAUCACCAGAAGAGUGGACAGUGCUCUGAUUAUAAAGUUCGUUUCAUAUGUCCCAAUGAUUUCUGCAAAGAACAAGAAUGCUGGACUCCAUGGCUUGAUAGGGAUGACCCCUCUGGUGCUGGAGACUAUGAGACUAUUAGUAAGCUGCGGUGCAACUAUCCAUACAAAAUUUGCCAGACUCCAAUUCAAAUUGAAGUCCAAACUGUACAUGGGUUCAGUGUGGCUUCAACAGGGGACAUAAUUCAAGUAGCUGACGUCAAUACAGGAUUUAUAUGUGAAAAUUAUGAUCAAGAGGAUGGCACGUGUGCGGAUUAUCGUGUUCGUUUCAAAUGUCCACUUACUUUCUGCAAACCACCAGUGUGUUGGACUGAGUGGUUUGAUGUUGACGACCCCAACCAACAGGGUGACUUUGAAAAGAUUUCUACAAUUCGGGAGCAAUUCCCAUUGAGAAUAUGUGAUGUGCCUGCUUCCAUUGAGGCCCGCACAAAAUCCGGUGCCAGUGUGUAUUCAACGGGCGAUGUGAUUAUUGUAGCGGACACAGUAACAGGUUUUAUCUGUAAAAAUUCAGACCAGAAGAAUGGAAAUUGUUCUGAUUACGAAGUGCGCUUUGAGUGCCCCAUAAAAUUCUGCCAUCCAAAUUUGUGCUACACCCCAUGGUUUAACCAUGACAACCCGUAUGGAACAGGAGACUUUGAGCUUCUAUCUGACCUGAAGCAAUAUUAUCCUGGCAUCUGCGAACACCCUGUCGACAUUGAAGUUGUCACAGCUUAUUAUGACUAUCCUUUUACGUACACCGGCCAGACACCUUACAAAUUUAGUCCUACCGAGGGAUUUGCCUGUCGCAACCAGGACCAGACAAACAAACAAUGCUAUGACUACAAAGUUCGCUUUGGAUGCCUGUGCGAAGAAUGGUAAAGUGUAAUUUAGUCAAAUGUCAAAAUCUGUAUUCUGUAAAAAGUGUUAAUGAACUACUAAUUUCAACAACAACUUUUUUUUUUAUCUA
Syngnathus typhle (broad-nosed pipefish) is the source of this 2069-nucleotide messenger RNA. RefSeq names its product mucin-5AC-like. The coding region runs from base 218 to 1981 and encodes 587 amino acids. Lineage: Eukaryota; Metazoa; Chordata; Actinopteri; Syngnathiformes; Syngnathidae. The record is from RefSeq and is a predicted model, not a curated record. The transcript is spliced from 16 exons.